This is a messenger RNA of Darwinula stevensoni, 1152 nucleotides long. Lineage: Eukaryota; Metazoa; Arthropoda; Ostracoda; Podocopida; Darwinulidae. The record is from the annotation of a GenBank genome assembly.
AUGCUCUUACUGCGUGGUUGCCCUGGGAGUGGUAAGACAAUACUGGCAAAAUCCCUUAAGGGAAAUGGAGUCAUCCAUAGCAAAGAUGACUUCUUUGUGGAUCAGAGUGGAGACUAUAGUUUUUCCUUUGAUUUUUUGGACCAAGCUCAUCAAUGGAAUGAAAAGUGUGCUGAAGAGUCAAUGAAGAAGGGUAUUUCACCAGUCAUCAUUGACAAUACAAACAUUGAAACAUGGGAAAUGGUGCCUUAUGUCCGACUGGCCCAGUUGUAUGGGUAUGAUGUCAUGAUUAUGGAACCUCACACCCCCUGGAAGUACAAUGUGCAGGAACUGAGUCGAAGGAAUAAGCAUGGAGUCUCUCGUGCAACAAUCAGGAGCAUGCUGAAACGAUAUGAGUCCACUACUGUAGAGAAUCUUCUGGAAAGGGCAUCUGCAAAGAAUGGAGUGGAAUCUAGUGAAGAAAAAGAUUGUGUUGCCUCACUUGGCCUUUUUCAAACUUCUGAGAGCAGUUCAUCAAGUCAGCGUUUAGAUAUGAGUGAUCCAUGGCAGGUGGCCAGUGGUUCUGCUGGAUCAAAUAAAAGUGAUGGACCUCUUCCACAGCAUGAAGCAAUCAGAAACAAAGAUCUUGGUGUCUCUGCCAGUUUGAGCUCAAUGUCAGGAGAUACAGAAGUUCUACGGGACCAGUUUAGCAACAUGGGGAUUUUCUCAGCUGAGCAAAGUACAAAUAAAUAUGUGGAAUCAUGGAUACAAACCAAUUUUGAUAAGGAUCCAGAAACAUCAUGGUUGAGUGACACUGAGUCAUUAGAACAGAUUAACAAGAACCCAUUACCACCAAAUCGCCCAUGGAUCCCAAAAUUUCAACGGAAAAGUGCAAGACGCUCUGCAACUGAUAGAAUCCAUAGGUCAGCUUCAUCUGGAAACUGCAGUCAUCCGAAGGAUAUUUUUGUGCUUUCCCAUGAGAAGUCUUCCAGCACAAGUUGGGAUUGUGUACCAACCCCAGGCAUCAGUUGGGAGGAAUCUCAUGUGUCGAAGGGCACUGGGAAGCAUCCAUCUCAAUCCAGCAGUGCCCUGUCAGACUGCCCAUUGCCUGAACGAAUCAAGAGUUCAAGGACUCAGAAACCCCAGAAUUUUGAUUCGUCUGAGGCUUCACUGUGA